AUGCCGAGGAGGCGCAGGAAAGGGCGCGCGGCCCGCCAGUGCCGCCGAGUGGGGACGGAGUCCGUCACAGAGUCCGUCACGGAGGACGAGGCCGUGGCCAGGCCGCCGACGGGGCCGCGGCCGAGGCCGGAACUGUGCCAGUGCCUGUCGGAGCGCAAGGAGCUGGUGUGCAGGGGCGCCUCCUUCACCUUCGUGCCGUCGCCGCUGCCCGCCACCCUCACCAAACUGGACCUGAGCAGCAACAACAUCACUGAGCUGAGUGACACCGCUCUGGACGGCCUGCCCGCGCUGGAAGAGCUGCUUCUCGGAGACAACCACCAACUGAGGAUCCACUCCCAGGCGUUCCAGCGAACCCCCCAUCUCAAGAAGUUGUCGCUCCAGAGCUGCGGCCUCCGCGAACUGCCGGACGCCCUGCUCAAGCCGCUGCGACGCCUCACCACACUGCAGCUGGACCAGAACGAGCUCUCGGAGUUGUCGCCGGCGAUGUUCGAGAGCCAGGGCGCGCUGCGGAACCUGCGCCUGGAGCUGAACCAACUGCGAGGGGUGCCGACGCGCGCCCUGCAGCCGCUACGCAGCCUGGAGGCUCUGAACUUGGGGACCAAUCUCCUCGGCGCCGUGCGCGCGGGCGACUUCCCCCGGAUGGACUCGCUCGUCAUACUACUGCUCAAACGGAAUCAAAUCAGCGAGAUCGACGAGGAGGCCUUCGCCAACCUGACUUCCCUCCGAGUGCUGGAGUUGGACGACAAUUUUCUGACGCACAUUCCAGAGGCUCUGUCACAUCUUUCUGCCCUGCAGGAGCUGUCCGUGUCCGGCAACCGCAUCAAGUACAUUCCCGCAGGCGCGCUGCAGAAGUCGCCGGGGCUGGCCCUGCUGGAGCUCAAGGGAAACCCCCUGGCCGCCGUGCACCCCCACGCCUUCUCCUUCCUGCCCAAGCUGCGCAAGCUGAUCCUGUCCGACGCCCGAGACCUGACCGAGUUCCCCUCGCUGAACGGCACCGCGGCGCUGGAGAUCCUGAGGCUGGACCGCGCGUCGCUGCGGGAGGUGCCGCAGUCGUUGUGCUCCACCUGCCCCAAGCUCAAGAGCCUGGACAUGAAGUCCAACAAGCUGACCCGCGUGCCGGAUCUCUCGGCCUGCAAGGACCUCCGCGUUCUGGACCUGGCCAGCAACAAGAUCGCCAGCCUCUCCGGGCGGCCGUUCGCCGGACUGCGACAGCUCCACGACCUGCUGCUCGCGCACAACAACAUCCAGACCCUGCCGCACGACGGCCUGGACGGCCUGGCCAAGCUGCAAGUCCUGGACCUGGAGGCGAACGACAUCAGCUACAUCCACCCGGAGGCCUUCCUGGCCGUCAGUUCACUGGAGGACCUCAACCUGGGCAACAACCUGUUCCCCGGGCUGCCGCCCGCGGGGCUGGAGCGCCUGCUGCACCUCAAGACCUUCAACAACCCCAACCUGCGCGAGUUCCCCUCGCCCGGCCACUUCCCGCGCGUCCAGACCCUCGUGCUGUCCUACGCCUACCACUGCUGCCCCUUCCUGCCCCUCAUCCCCGCCGAGCCGCCCGCCAGGGUGCCGCUGCACGAGUCCGUGCUCUUCCCCACCGACAACGAGUUCGACAUGAGCCUCUGGAACUCGUCGCUCACCGACAUCUGGCCGCAGCUGCAGAACCUCUCGGACAAGUUCGGCACGCAGAUCAACGAGCUGUGGGACAGCUUCGGCGCCGACUUCACGUACCCGGGCAACCUGCCGGCCUACGUGGAGGAGUACUUCGAGGAGCAGGAGAGCAGGCAGCAGACGCAGGAGUCGACGGGCAGGAUCCAGUGCCUGCCCUUGCCAGGCCCGUUCCUGCCGUGCCAGGACCUGUUCGACUGGUGGACGCUGCGCUGCGGCGUCUGGGUCGUGUUCCUGCUGGCCAUGCUGGGCAACGGCACCGUGGUCUUCGUCCUCGUCUUCUCGCGCUCCAAGAUCGACGUGCCGCGCUUCCUCGUCUGCAACCUGGCCGCCGCGGACUUCUUCAUGGGCGUGUACCUCGGGUUCCUGGCCGUGGUGGACGCGUCCACGCUGGGCGAGUUCCGCAUGUUCGCCAUCCCCUGGCAGAUGUCGGUGGGCUGCCAGCUGGCCGGCUUCCUGGGCGUGCUCAGCGCCGAGCUGUCCGUGUACACGCUGGCCGUCAUCACGCUGGAGCGCAACUACGCCAUCACGCACGCCAUGCACCUCAACAAGCGGCUGUCCCUCCGCCACGCGUCCUACAUCAUGGCGUGCGGCUGGGCCUUCGCGCUGGUGAUGGCGGUGCUGCCGCUCUUCGGCGUGUCCGACUACCGCAAGUUCGCCAUCUGCCUGCCCUUCGAGACGACCACGGGGCCGGGCAGCCUGGCCUACGUCGUGUUCCUCAUGGUCAUCAACGGCGUGGCCUUCCUCAUCCUCAUGGGCUGCUACCUCAAGAUGUACUGCGCCAUCCGCGGCUCGCAGGCGUGGAACUCCAACGACUCCCGGAUCGCCAAGCGCAUGGCGCUGCUCGUCUUCACGGACUUCCUGUGCUGGUCGCCCAUCGCCUUCUUCUCGCUGACGGCGGCCUUCGGGCUGCAGCUCGUGUCCCUGGAGCAGGCCAAGGUGUUCACGGUGUUCGUGCUGCCGCUCAACUCGUGCUGCAACCCGUUCCUCUACGCCAUCCUCACGAAGCAGUUCAAGAAGGACUGCGUGCUCAUCUGCAAGGCCAUCGAGGAGUCCAGGGUGACGCGGGGCAUAGGGCGCUGCAGGCACUCGUCCAACUUCAGCAACCGGCAGACGCCGGCCAACACCAACAGCCUGGUGGACCGCUCGUCCAGGGAGCACCCGCACCCCACGCACCCGCACCCCAAGCCCUGCCACUGCUCCGCCAAGCUGCUCAGCGAGGCGGCGGGGGCGGCGGGGGCGGCGGACGGGGCGGCCGCGCCGCGCGUGUGGCUGCUGGGCAAGCUGCAGUGCCUGCUGCUGUGCGCGCGCCGCGACCCCGAGCACCGCCCCCGCUCCGACCAGUACGCCUACCAGAUCGCCGAGAUCCAGCAGAAGCAGCACAAGCGCGCGUCCUCCGUGUCGUCGUCGGAGAACUUCUCGUCGUCGCGGUCCGACUCCUGGCGGCAGCACCAGCACCACUGCGGCAUCCCCAUGCGCCUGCUGGACCCCAAGCGGAGGGCCUCGUCCUGGCUGGUCACCAGGAAGACGUCGCAAGACUCCAACCUGUCCAGCUCCCGGAACGACUCGUCGGGCUCGGCCACCACGGCCAGCACCAGCACGUGGCGCAUGUCGCGGUCCAGCGCGUCCAGCGACAUCCUUCCUAAAUCAAUACCCGGAGUCAAAUGA
Molecule: messenger RNA, 3336 nt
Organism: Thrips palmi
Lineage: Eukaryota; Metazoa; Arthropoda; Insecta; Thysanoptera; Thripidae
Gene: rk
Product: leucine-rich repeat-containing G-protein coupled receptor 5
Exons: 24
Coding region: 1-3336 (1111 amino acids)
Biological process (GO): G protein-coupled receptor signaling pathway
Cellular component (GO): membrane
Molecular function (GO): protein-hormone receptor activity; G protein-coupled receptor activity; protein binding
Source: RefSeq, a predicted model, not a curated record